ACGUAUCGCACGCGUCACCAUGGAGCACGACGCCUCAAUGGAUGUUGAUACAUUUAUUUCGGUAAUCCAUGCACGUCCCGCUAUUUGGGAUCUACAUUCUGAUCUGUACAGUAAUAGAAAUGAGAAAAUAAAAGCCUGGGAAGAGAUUUGUUAUUUAUUUAUUAACAAUUUCAAGGACAAAAAUAGAAAAGAAAAAAGCACCGCAGUUAUAGCUGCCACAUUACAACGAAAGUGGAAGAGUCUCCGCGAUAGUUUCAACAGAGAAAUUGGGAAGCAAAACAAAAGCGGAUCUGGAGCAUCAGGCAGAAAAGAAUAUAUAUAUUUUAAACAAUUGUCUUUUUUGAAACGUCUUAAGGUCCAGUUUCACCAUACUCUGUUA
Messenger RNA from Trichoplusia ni (cabbage looper), 379 nucleotides. RefSeq lists its product as uncharacterized. Gene Ontology annotation, biological process: regulation of transcription by RNA polymerase II. The transcript is spliced from 2 exons. NCBI's taxonomy places the organism in Eukaryota, Metazoa, Arthropoda, Insecta, Lepidoptera, Noctuidae. Gene Ontology annotation, cellular component: nucleus; transcription regulator complex. The annotation marks the transcript as partial. The record is from RefSeq and is a predicted model, not a curated record.